ACAGGUUCACAAGACACAAAGCUCACUCCUCUCACUCUUCUCACAUUUCAUGCGAUGCGUUCCAUUGACGCAGAAACCUAGGGCUAUUGAAUCUCUCCGUCAAGAAAUUCAGAAGGGAGGAAUAAAGCGACGAAGACAUGCCUUUCUGGUGGCCAUUGAUCGUUCUAGCAUUCGCUUACGCGAUCUGUCGAUUCUUGUUGAUGCUCAUCCCUCCCAGUGUGCCUUCUAUCAACGUUGACGCCUCCGAUGUGUUGGAUAGGAACCAAGCGCAGGAAAACAGCUUCAUAUAUAUACCUCCAAGAGGAAGGACACAGCAGUCUGAUAAAAGGGUUCAAUGUUAUGAACCUGCAACUAUGAAGUAUUUGGGAUUUUUCCCAGCGUUGUCACCUGCUGAGGUCAAGGAUCGUGUUGCACAAGCAAGGAAAGCUCAGAAAAUCUGGGCAAAGAGUAGCUUUAAGCAAAGGCGUCAGUUCCUGCGAAUACUUCUGAAAUACAUCAUUGAACACCAAGAGCUUAUUUGCGAAAUCUCUUCACGUGACACUGGAAAGACGAUGGUGGAUGCCUCUUUAGGAGAAAUUAUGACGACAUGUGAGAAGAUUACUUGGUUUCUUUCAGAGGGUGAACGGUGGCUAAAGCCUGAAUACCGAUCUUCUGGAAGAUCAAUGCUUCACAAGAAAUCUAAAGUGGAAUUUCAUCCCCUUGGUGUUAUCGGUGCCAUUGUUUCAUGGAACUAUCCCUUCCACAAUAUUUUUAAUCCAAUGCUGGCAGCAGUCUUUUCAGGCAACAGUGUUGUGAUUAAGGUUUCGGAGCAUGCAAGUUGGUCUGGCUGUUUCUACUUCCGAAUAAUCCAAGCAGCUCUUGCUGCUGUUGGAGCUCCUGAAAAUGUGGUCGACGUAAUUACAGGGUUUGCUGAAACGGGAGAGGCACUGGUGUCCUCUGUUGAUAAGAUCAUAUUUGUUGGAUCACCUGGCGUGGGUAAGAGGAUAAUGCGAAAUGCUUCGGAUAUGCUUAUACCGGUUACUCUUGAGCUUGGUGGAAAAGAUGCAUUUAUUGUUUGUGAAGAUGUAGACGUUUCCCACGUUGCACAAAUUGCUGUCAGGGCUGCUCUUCAAUCAAGCGGGCAGAAUUGUGCAGGGGCUGAGAGGUUUUAUGUUCACAGGGAUAUCCAUUCCUCUUUUGUCAGUCAAGUUUCCAAAAUUGUGAAAUCUGUUUCAGCUGGUCCACCACUUGCUGGAAGGUAUGAUAUGGGAGCCAUAUGUUUGCAAGAGCAUUCUGAUAGGCUUCAAAACCUUGUAAAUGACGCCUUGGAUAAAGGAGCAGAGAUUGUUGCCCGUGGAAGUUUUGGUCAUUUGGCAGAAGGUGCAGUAGAUCAGUAUUUCCCCCCAACCGUGCUUGUAAAUGUAAACCAUACAAUGAAAUUGAUGCAAGAAGAGGCAUUUGGACCAAUCAUGCCAAUAAUGAAAUUUAGCACUGAUGAAGAGGUUGUCAAGCUUGCAAAUGACUCCAGAUAUGGGCUUGGUUGUGCUGUGUUUUCUGGCAAUCAGCGUCGUGCAAAAGAGAUAGCUUCCCAAAUUCAUUGUGGAGUUGUCGCGAUUAAUGACUUUGCAUCAACUUACAUGUGCCAGUCCCUGCCUUUUGGUGGUGUGAAAGACAGUGGAUUCGGACGAUUUGCUGGUGUGGAAGGGUUGCGCGCUUGCUGUCUUGUAAAAUCAGUUGGUGAGGAUAGGUGGUGGCCAUACAUAAAAACCAAGAUACCAAAGCCUAUUCAGUAUCCUGUUGCAGAAAAUGGGUUUGAGUUUCAGGAAUCACUUGUAGAAGCACUUUAUGGCUUGAACAUAUGGGAUCGUCUGCGAGCAUUGGUCAAUGUUGUUAAAUUUCUUUCAGAUCAAAACCCUAGUGCCAGCAACAGGAGAAGAAAUGACUGAUGGUGUGAUGCUAUCAUGGAUUACCUAGCCAGG
Tripterygium wilfordii is the source of this 1958-nucleotide messenger RNA. Its product is annotated as aldehyde dehydrogenase 22A1. NCBI's taxonomy places the organism in Eukaryota, Viridiplantae, Streptophyta, Magnoliopsida, Celastrales, Celastraceae. The coding region runs from base 138 to 1925 and encodes 595 amino acids. Gene Ontology annotation, molecular function: aldehyde dehydrogenase (NAD+) activity. The record is from RefSeq and is a predicted model, not a curated record. The transcript is spliced from 14 exons.